Molecule: messenger RNA, 2382 nt
Organism: Haliotis rufescens (red abalone)
Lineage: Eukaryota; Metazoa; Mollusca; Gastropoda; Lepetellida; Haliotidae
Exons: 2
Coding region: 267-1577 (436 amino acids)
Source: RefSeq, a predicted model, not a curated record
CAACGCUGUUAGGUCAGUCGGAACAUGUCACAUCUGAGUGUCAGCUUCUGUUGGCUCAAAGAACAGGCACGGCAUGCAACCGUAUAUUAAAACUUCAAGGAACCCUUUUAGGAAUAGCCGUAAACACCAAGAUGAAACUUGACAAGAAGGAUCUUUCCUUACUUUUCCACGUUUAGGUGGGCGUCAGCGUAGAAUAUCAUUCAAGUCAAGGUACGGUUCACGACGGUUCUUCGAGCUCAGACAGAAGCUGAAACAAACACGCAAUCAUGAUAAAAGGUAACUCGCCUCCACAAGAUGCCUCUAAUAGGGCGCCGGAAAAUGCCGAGCGGUCUCCAAAUGUCCAGUCGGCGAAUUGGAAGGAACACAUGCUCCUUCAGAAGAGGCUGCACAUUCUGAAUAGAUCGGAGAAGGGCUUAGUGCAUAGAAUCGCUAUUGAUCAGAAGGUCAUGUUCAGAAGGUUCCAAAUGAAGCUGCACAGAUCCAAACUCGGGUAUGCUCAGAUGAUGGGAGAUAAAGACCGUGUACGGGAGCUAAGAGCAUUACAUCUACAUGGACUCAACACAAACUGUGGUCAAAGUGAGGGUGACUACGAGUUUUUGAAGAAGCUGGAGUAUCGACCUUGUUCUGUGGAUGAAACAAGAAUCCCAAGGUCGCGCCAGCAGUCCAAGAAAGCCACCUCUGACAGGGACAUCGAGGAACUAAUCCAGCAGGUCAUGAAGGAGCAGUCUUCGCAACAAAUAAGAAGCCAAUCGGCAUCGGGAAGGUGUGUUCCGGUAGGGGGAGAUAACCCCCGUCCCCACAGUGGUAAGAUGCGGACUCCCCCUUCAUUACUUCCCCUUAGACCGGCUACUGCCGCAGGAACGCAAGUAGAAAAGGAGUUUCUAAUUUUACCCGAUGUCAAAGGUCAAACAGUGGAAGAAAAGAUUAAUACAUUUGUGGCAAACAUAACUAUUCAAAACAAAAAUAACACAAGUGAAAAUCCUGAGCUGGAAUUUGCUUCAAAAAUCGCAGGAAGGCGACAAUCUAGAGUAAGUUUUGCUCAGAACAUACCCCGAACAGUUUACAGUACCUUUCCGGAAUCUACCGGAAGUUCCCGACGUGAAAGUCUAACAACCAGCGAAGGAAGAUCCUCCAGGAAGUCAAGAAGGGGUUCUAUGUUUGAGGAGGUAAAAAAGACAAAUCUGCAGGAAAUAUUUCUCGACGAAGCAAGAUCUGUCGAUCAUGACCCUAAAGUGAAAGAGUUCUGUGAUUCAACGCAAGCUUAUGAAAACACCUAUCUUGACAGAUCCUUUGACUAUUAUGCCCACAAGAUGCAGGUAAACGUGGAACAGACGACUAAAGAUGAUCCACCUCCAAUGGCCGGGACGCCGGAUCUUGAAAAUUAUAAAUUUAUAGGUAACACAAAGGUAAAGAGUCUCACAAUGCCGUUGCUGGAUUUAAACUUUGAAGAACUGAAACAACAGAAAGAGACACAAGAGGAAGUGGGUGAAGAGAACGUGGAAGAAGAGGAGGAAGAAGCGGAACACGGUCCUGAUCCUGAAACAGUUGUUCCUUCCGAUGGUCCAUAUUUGUUGUGAAAUAACAAGUUGAAUGCAUUCUGUAUAACGUGUGUACGCGCCGUAUUCUUAUUGUCGACACUCGUAUGCAUGCAUGUAGGCUGUACGUUCCUUUAGGCUAACUAUUAUUUACAUUUAAAUAGGGUAAUUGACAUAGCAACACACUGGCGUGAAUUACAUUACCUGUUAUGAUUUACAAAUACCUGUUUACUCUAUGCAUGAGAAUUAACACUAUGUAUUUAUCAUCUCCCACACUAUCGGACACGACUGGUUCCCACUGUAUUUAACACGAUAUAUUUAGUUUAGAAAUAAUCAUUGUACUUGAUUGUUUGAACACUAUAUUAAUUCAUCAUUAAUACACGUGUUCUGUUUGUGUGACCAUUUCUCAAAUGAAUAGGAGUGUUCAUAUUUGUCCAAGACUGUACAAGUUGCCUCCCUUUAAUGCUUGACCUUGUCGACACAAACGCGGUUCGAUGAAUGUGAAUAUGCACUGUAAAUAUGUGUUUACGUAUUAACUACAUGCUCAGCAAGUUAAGCUAUAAACGUGUUCAUUGAGUUUUGUAAUUUUGUAUUUUAAAUCCCACUGAAACAACUGAAGGUUUUCCACAUUUUAUCGAAACAUGUGAUCUAAGCUCUUGACGAGGAACAGGCUUUUACAACAUACUGGUACUAACACUAUCCAAAAUCCCCACGCACUUCGGGGCCAAAGUAUAUUCAUGUCAUAAAGGGUUAUAAAUAAAUCCUGCUUAGAAUUGUACUUAAAAUGUUGUGCUGAACAUUCAUGUUUUGGAAUCAAAACAUGUUAAAAAUGUAUAUCUUUGCAGGA